Molecule: messenger RNA, 1490 nt
Organism: Stylophora pistillata
Lineage: Eukaryota; Metazoa; Cnidaria; Anthozoa; Scleractinia; Pocilloporidae
Product: ras-related protein Rab-28
Molecular function (GO): GTPase activity; GTP binding
Source: RefSeq, a predicted model, not a curated record
GUCACUACAAACAAAGCUCAGAAGCAAAAUGGCUACAAACAUUUGUGGCAAGUUCGGUUCAAUCUCCUUUUAAACAACUGAAAACAUGACCGAUUCUGAUGAGGAAACGACAACGGACCAUCAGCUGAAGUUUGUUCUUUUAGGUGAUGGUGCAUCGGGCAAGACAUCAAUAUGCGUAAGAUAUUCCCAGGAGAACUUUGACAAAGCUUACAAACAGACCCUAGGACUGGAUUUCUUUCUGGGAAGAGUUGUCUUACCAGGGAAUGUUCACGUCACGUUACAAGUAUGGGAUAUUGGUGGGCAAACUCUCGGUGGAAAAAUGUUAGACAAAUAUAUUUAUGGCGCUCAUGCUGUACUACUGGUGUAUGAUGUAACAAACCAGGACAGUUUUGAUAACCUUGAGGACUGGUAUGAUACAGUGAAGAAGCUUUGUGAAAAAGAUGGCUCUAGAUUACCUCAUAUAGCACUUGUAGCUAAUAAAGUUGACCUGGAGCAUUUAAGAGUUGUCAGAUCAGACAAACAUGGAAAAUUUGCUCAAGAGCAUGGGUUGUCCAGUUACUAUGUAUCUGCCAAGACAGCAGACCAGAUCAGCCUCUGCUUUCAAAAAAUAGCAGCAGAAGUGUUAGGAAUACGACUUACAAAGAAUGAAAUGGAGCAGCAAUCUAGAGUUAUAAAGGCUGAUAUCAUACAGUAUGGAAAUCAUGAAAUGCCAUCAAGAGCUGCAUCAUCCCAAACCAAGAGUUCCUUUUGCUCUGUUCAGUAGCUUCUGCAGAUGCAUGUUAAAACUACUUUCUGGUCUAAAAUGAAAGUACUUAUUAUGAAAACCAACCUCAAAGUUUGGGGAGGGGAGGGUACUCUGUCCUUUAGAGUGUGACUACCUCUAGCUCUAGCCUCUAGGAAAGAAUCUUGUGCAGCAAGAACUAAGUACUGCAAUUUUUAAGGCAUUGAGUAGAAGACGGGUUUUGAUUUACAUGGUACCCUGCUCAGAGUUUUUAUUUAGAAAUGUUGUGGUUGAAGAUUAGCACUAAGUAAAAGGAGAAUACUUUCCACUUCUGAGUACAAAUUAACUCAUGCAAUUAAAAUGUAGCCAGAUAAUUUUAUGUGGUAGGGGGAAAAUUCUGACCUCCAAUGCUUAAUGAACUCCCUGGUCCUAUGAAGGCCAACAUACUUCAUACCCCUGUAUACUUCAUUGGUUCUAUGACUGUGCUGCUUUCCGUCAAAUUGAAGCUCAAUCCUGUCUUGUCAAUGCUCUUAGUGAAUAUCAACAAUGCCACAGAAUCAAUAAUUGACCUAAAAAGUGUUAACUGACUGCAUGCAUCACGUAUCUAAAUUUUAUACUUUGUGUUAAAUUUUAUGAUUGUAUCAUUUUUCAUGGUAAUAUGGUAUUGGAACAAUAUUAUCCUGUUUUUGUUGUUGUACAGUGUACAUUGUUUCAAUAAAUCUCAUAAAUGUGUGCAUUGAGAAUGAAUAACCAUUCAAAGUUGACCACU